Messenger RNA from Arctia plantaginis, 1257 nucleotides. The record is from the annotation of a GenBank genome assembly. NCBI's taxonomy places the organism in Eukaryota, Metazoa, Arthropoda, Insecta, Lepidoptera, Erebidae.
AUGGCUUCAGACAAUACUAAGAUGUCAACGCAAGAAUAUUUUGCUCUAGAAGACAAGUAUGGGUGUCACAACUAUGCUCCCCUACCGGUUGUGCUGUGCCGCGGUAAAGGUGUAUUUUUGUGGGACAUUGAGGGAAAGAGAUAUUACGAUUUCCAGAGCGGUUAUUCCGCCGUCAACCAGGGACACUGCCACCCAAGAAUCGUAGCUGCUCUCCAAAAACAGGCUGAGAUACUUACUCUCACUUCUAGGGCAUUCUACACAGAUAAACUUGGUGUUUAUGAGAAGAUGAUGACAGAGUUGUUCGGCUUUGACCGUAUGCUUCCUAUGAACACUGGUGUGGAGGGUGGAGAGAGUGCAGUUAAGUUCGCUCGCAAAUGGGGAUACAAGGUCAAAAAGAUACCAGAAGGAGCCGUGAAGGUACUUUUUGCCGAGGGCAACUUUUGGGGUCGUACUUUGGCUGCGGUGUCUUCAUCUUCAGACCCUACCUGUUACGAAGGGUAUGGGCCCUAUACGCCAGGCUUCAAAUUGAUUCCUUACAACGAUAUUCCUGCACUUGAGAAAGAACUUCAAGACCCUAAUGUGGCCGCGUAUAUGAUGGAACCUAUUCAGGGAGAAGCUGGUACCAUAAUUCCCGAUAAGGGUUAUCUUAAGAAAGUCAGAGAGCUGUGUUCAAAGUAUAAUGUACUCUGGAUCGCUGAUGAAGUUCAGACUGGCCUAGGUCGUACUGGAAAAUUGCUGGCAGUAGAUCACGAAGGCGUAAAGCCGGAUAUCGUCAUUUUGGGGAAAGCGCUUAGCGGCGGAAUGAUGCCAGUCUCUUGUAUAUUGUCAUCAAAUGAAGUCAUGGACGUUAUCACACCCGGCACACAUGGUUCGACGUACGGCGGUAACCCCUUGGCGUGUGUAGUUGCUACAGAAUCAAUAAAGGUAUUAUUAGAAGAGAAGAUGGUCGAAAACGCAGCAAAACUGGGUGAAGUAUUUCACAGAGAGCUCAACGGAUUGUCAAAGAGCAAAGUUACCGCAGUACGUUGCAGAGGACUUAUGGCUGCUAUUGACAUUGAGGACAGUAUUAGUGCAUAUGAUGUUUGCUUAAGGCUGCGCGAUGCUGGCAUUCUGGCGAAGCCUACGCACGGUCAGACCAUCCGUCUAGCCCCGCCCCUCGUCAUUACUGAGGACCAGAUCAAGGAAUGUGUAAACAUUAUUGCUACAGUUUUGAAAAGCUUCAAGAAAGAUGGCAUUCCACCAACGCGUUCUGGGUAG